AUGCACGUCCCGACCUCUCUGUUCGCCGCUGUGCUUGCCUUUGCGGCUUUCGACCAAGCCAGCGCCGUGUGCAAAUGGGACCGUUGCUGCUACACAAACCCCAAAGGCCCGGGAGCAUGCCCUCCUCAACAAUGGCAUGUUAGCCUUUCGGGCGCAUACUGCGAGGUUACCAUAUGCCCAGUAGGGUGCACAAAUCUGCAGGUAAGUCUGAGAUGUUCACGAUUUCCCCUGAGAUUUUGGGAAGAUGCUUACCAUGUCUUCCAUCUCCCCCAGACUCUUUGGAUCAUCUACACCAUGGCAUCAGGCACGGGCGUCGCAAUCGCCGACGACAGCAUUCUGCGCAACGAACCAGCAACACCGAUGGCCGUCCUGGAAGAAAACAUUCCCAUGUCCAACAGCGAUGAUGCACGUGCCGAAGCGCCCGACCCUGCCGACUCCUACAGCAAGUUCGGACCCAAGCAGCGCAUCGUCAUCAUCGCCAUCGCAAGCACUAUCGGUGUGCUGAGCCCAUUGAGCUCCAACUUGUACACGCCCGCCAUCCCGGCCGUCGCCGAGGACCUGGGAGUGUCGACCGACGCCGUCAACCUGACCAUCACGUCGUACCUGAUUUUGCAAGGCAUCAGCCCUACCCUGUGGAGCGUCGUCGGCGACAACACAGGCCGUCGGCUGCUUUACCUGAUCGCCCUGACCGUGUACCUGGGUUCGUGCGUCGGCCUCGCCCUGUCGCCCAACUACCCGGCCGUCCUCGCCCUGCGCGCCGUCCAGGCCGUGGGCUCGGCCUCCACGACGGCGAUCGGGGCCAGUCUGAUCGGCGAUUUGAUCCACGUCAGCCAGCGCGGCGGGUGGAUGGGCAACUACAGCGCGAUGGGCGGCGCCGGCACCGCGUUUGGCCCCGUGCUCGGCGGUCUUUUUGCUCAAUACACGGGCUGGCGCGGCAUGUUUGUGUUUAUGGCUGCGCUGGCGGGGUUUCUGUUGGUGACGACGGCGCUUCUGCUGCCGGAAACCAAGCGCGACAUCGUCCAUGACGGCUCCGUCCCGGCUCCGUGGUACCUGCAGCCCCCCGUCAAGUGGUUGGAUGCUCCCAGGUCCGGGCAUCAUGCCACAGCGAGGGCCAACGCCGGCAGGUUCAAGAUGGACCUCAAGGCACCGGUGCGCCUGCUCGUCGAACCCGAAUGUCUUUGCGUGGUCCUUUUCACGGGGGUGAUUUUCGCCGUGUGGCAAGCAACCAUGGUCGCGACGGCGACCCUCUACUCCGAGCGCUACGGCUUGAGCGAGACGAACAUUGGGCUGACUUAUAUCUCCAACGGCGUCGGGUCCCUCUGCGGCAGUGUCCUGACCGGGAAGCUGCUGGACCGCGAGUAUAGGCGACAGCUGCGCAGAGAGCAGAAGAUGCAGGACGAGGCGAACCAAGAGCAACAAGAUCGCCACCAAGAGGUGCAGCACAUCGAGCUGGCGCGCAUCAAGCCAUUAGUGAUACCUACAUUUGUUUUUCUGAUCUCGGUCGUCGCCCUCGGCUGGAUAAUGGAGUACCAUGUCCACAUUGCUGCGUCCAUCACCGUGGCGUUUUUCGUCGGUGGUCUCAGCACCAUCACCUUUGCGGGUUUCUCAAUCCUCAUCGUCGACCUGUUCAAGAGCCAGAGCUUCAGCGCCACAGCUUCCAUGAAUCUGUCGCGUUGCCUCAUCGCCUCUGGCGGAACUGCCGCGAUUGGACCUUUGAUCCGGGCCGUCGGUGUGGGCUGGGCGUUUACCACUUGUGCGGCCGUCGGUCUGGCAUCAUGCUCUCUUGCGCUGGCCGAGUUGUGGCGUGGAAGACACUGGCGGGCGAAACGAUUUGCGGCAAAGCAAGCAUAG
Messenger RNA from Pyricularia pennisetigena, 1851 nucleotides. RefSeq lists its product as uncharacterized. The transcript is spliced from 5 exons. Gene Ontology annotation, biological process: transmembrane transport. The record is from RefSeq and is a predicted model, not a curated record. Gene Ontology annotation, molecular function: transmembrane transporter activity. Bases 1 to 1851 code for a protein of 616 amino acids. Lineage: Eukaryota; Fungi; Ascomycota; Sordariomycetes; Magnaporthales; Pyriculariaceae.